Topomyia yanbarensis is the source of this 1804-nucleotide messenger RNA. RefSeq names its product histone-lysine N-methyltransferase SMYD3 (gene Smyd3). Gene Ontology annotation, molecular function: protein binding. NCBI's taxonomy places the organism in Eukaryota, Metazoa, Arthropoda, Insecta, Diptera, Culicidae. The transcript is spliced from 7 exons. The record is from RefSeq and is a predicted model, not a curated record. Bases 423 to 1769 code for a protein of 448 amino acids. Gene Ontology annotation, cellular component: nucleus.
ACCUUCUCUUGAUAUUCAUAUACAAUAACAUAACAAAACCUCACAAGACAUCAAACUAUGUUUACAACAUUGUAUUUUCCAUAUUUUUAUGUUUAUGUGUUACGGUAGCCUGUCAAGUAUUAUAUUGCUAUGCGAGCGGUCACUCGUGCUAUAAAUACCUGAUGCUUUUCCGGCAUCUGCAGUAUGUAAGAUCUAUUCGAGUGAGCAUAAUUCUUGUCUCAUAGCUUUUCAAAACAUAGAUGCACUCAAAAAAUCGUAAAUUACAGGGAAAAAAACCGGCAUCGUAUACAUCUGUAUGAAGUGCUACCGUUAUUUCACUCUUGUGGGUGAAGGUGAUCGGAUGCUAGUUGCCGCUACUUACUCGCACUUUGGCUGAUAAAAGGCGAAAGCGUGUUGAUAUAGUUAUAUUAUCGUUUGUUACAAUGAAGAACCUGUUCUACAAACGAGGAAAGUUGAUCCAUACAGAGAAGCCAUUCGCUUACGUACUCCAAUCUCGUUACCGAGGGAUUAGAUGUGAUAAGUGCUUCAAGGAAGGAAAAGUUUUGAAAUGUUCAAACUGUAUGUACGUGCGCUACUGUAACCGGUUUUGUCAAAAAGAGGCAUGGCAAGAUCACCAGCAUGAGUGUAUUAAACUUAAGGCAGUCGCCCCACGGACUGUCCCGGAUGCCGCCUUAAUGCUUUCUCGCAUCAUAAGAAAACUGCAAAAAGGAGGAGACUUUGUGAAAGGUUUCUACACAUCUAAGUUUUAUCGGCGUUUUGGAGAUCUAAUGACGCAUGAAAAUGACAUCAGAGAAGAUGAGAAACGAAUGGAACAUUUCCAGUCGUUGGUUGUGGUCCUACAAUCAUUGAUAGAUGAAGCAGCGAUACCAAGCAAUGUAGAACUGCUGCAGAUUUUCGGAAAGAUGUGUAUCAAUAGCUUCAACAUUCUGGACGAUGAAAUGAAUAGUAUCGGGACCGGCAUGUACCUUGGUGCAUCCGUUAUGGAUCACAGCUGCCGCCCAAACGCCGUGGUAACAUUCGACGGAAUAAAUAUCCACGUUCGACUGUUAGAAGACUAUCAUGGAGCAGGCGAGAUGGACAUUUCAAAAAUCUUUAUUUCCUAUAUCGAUCUGAUGGAUCCAACCGAUGUUAGACGGGGACGACUUCGGUCGCAGUACUAUUUUGAGUGUGAAUGCGAUCGGUGCAGGGACCAGCAGGAGCUGAAAUUAAUGAAUGCUGGUGCUUGUCCGAAUGUCGAUUGUGAUGAACCAAUAGCGAACAUGGGCGAUGAAGAUGUAGACAAAUGUCCUCGUUGUAAUACAGCCAUCAAAAGUUCUCAACGGGACAAAUUUCGGGAAAUUAUCACCCUCACCAAAUCUCGGUUGGCUGAAAUGAAGGAAAUUGCCUAUUUGGAUGUGUGUCAACUUUGUCUGAAGAAACAGGAAAAUAUCUUACACUACUACAACGUUUGGUACCUUAAGACGUUGGAUCAUGCAUUUGAGAGUGCUAUCAACAUGGAAAAGUGGGAAGAAGCCAUAGCCUAUGGACUGCGGUUGGUUAAUGGCUUCAUAAAGUAUAAUGGACCGUUUCACCCGCUGUAUGGGCUGCUGUUGUUGAAAAUUGGUAAAAUUCAGCUUUUCGUGAAACAAGUAGAGCAAGCAUUAAAGAACAUUAACAAUAGUGAAAAAGUUCUACGUAUUACACACGGAGAAGAGCAUGAUCUAUACAAAAAGCAACUGGUGCCACUUCUCUGUCAAGCAGCGGAUGAGUUUGAUAUGAUUAAAAAGUGAACUACAGUUAGAAUAAACCGUGAAUACAGUCGUAA